Entamoeba invadens IP1 is the source of this 375-nucleotide messenger RNA. RefSeq lists its product as hypothetical. Lineage: Eukaryota; Evosea; Mastigamoebida; Endamoebidae. The transcript has a single exon. Bases 1 to 375 code for a protein of 124 amino acids. The record is from RefSeq and is a predicted model, not a curated record.
AUGUGUAUAAUUGUAUUAACAUUUGUAUUAAAUGUUCUUUCAUUUGGAUCAACUUCAAAAACAACAAAUUGUAUGACUGAUUUUAUCGCAGUGAACAUGGACUCCAAUGACAUAACCUGCACUAUUGUUUCAGAGUGUUACAAACAAAUUCUAAAUUAUAAACAUGAUAUCACUGCUUUUAAUUUGAAAGCAGUUUGCUAUGUCAGUCCUUCAAAUUUUUUCAUCCAGAAAGACAAUUUGAAUGUGACUCGAUGUGGUGAAUGGUUGAGUGUUACUGGUCCGAGUCAGAAAAGUGUUCAUUGUAUGGUAGCUGGGUCUGCAAGCAUUUUUACCAAAACCAAAACCAAAACCUUGAUGAUGUCGGAGAACACGUAA